AUGCAGUCAGACAUUUUCCUGGAUGUGGAAAAGGCUGGAAUUACCCUGCUGUUGUCUGGAGUCUUCCUGGCUCUGGUCGGUGUCGCAUUCACUGCCAUGGCCUGGCAACGCUACCAAUCCAACUCCAGCUUUGAGUGGACCCAAUUGCUGGGGCCAAUUCUGAUCUCUGUCGGGGGCACGUUCAUGCUCACCAGCUCCUGCAGUUUUCCUGUCCCGAUGGAGGUCCGACCAGACGAACAUGCAAUAAUCCGCUCCAGUCGUCCAGGAUCAGCGGGCCUCGGAGUCCGGGCUUGGUCCUGGGACUCUGUGGCUUUCAUCUCAAUGUGA
Paralichthys olivaceus (Japanese flounder) is the source of this 327-nucleotide messenger RNA. The record is from RefSeq and is a predicted model, not a curated record. NCBI's taxonomy places the organism in Eukaryota, Metazoa, Chordata, Actinopteri, Pleuronectiformes, Paralichthyidae.